Molecule: messenger RNA, 3146 nt
Organism: Oncorhynchus nerka (sockeye salmon)
Lineage: Eukaryota; Metazoa; Chordata; Actinopteri; Salmoniformes; Salmonidae
Product: transmembrane protein 51-like
Exons: 3
Coding region: 227-1000 (257 amino acids)
Source: RefSeq, a predicted model, not a curated record
CUUUACCACUUCCGUCGGAGAAAGUUCCUGGUUUGAAAAUAGGUGAGAAUAGUGAGUUUCCAAGACAUAGCUUACAUAAAUAAUUGAUUUGAUAGGGGCGAUCAACUACAAAGGAACUAUUUGGAAUGGAUGGCUACAAAUGAAAACAUCACAUCGCGCGAAUCUUUCUCUGUCUUGCUAUGCAAGUCUUUGACUGAACACCAGGAGGGCCUACAUUUUGGGGAAAAUGUGCAGUACAGGCACAAGUGGGGUGCCCCUGAACCCCCCUGUAGCCAGAAACCACAACAACAGCCCUGGAAACUCAGGUUCCCAGUAUGCCUUGUGUGCCCUGGGGGUGGGGCUGGUGGCCCUGGGCAUCGUCAUGAUUGUGUGGAGUGUGGUGCCCUCCAACACGGCCGGGAACAACAGCGGUGGCACUGGAGGAGGGAACCCCAAACCAGACAACAGGGGCAGGGCUUCGUCGGUGGCCUUUGUGCUGGUCGGGGCUGGGGUGGCCAUGCUCAUGCUGUCCCUGUGCCUGGGGAUGAGGAACAAGCAGCGGGAGCAAGCUCUUCAAGAGGCCCAGACUCUGGGGGCAGACAACGUAGCUGCCAGUGAGGAGGACGGAGAGACGGCCGAGGAGCGAACCCAGAGGUACACCGUGCCCAGCUACGAGGAGGCAGUGGGCAGCGGCCAGUGUCCCAUACGCCAGAGCCACCUGCUCCACAGCUCCUCCCAGCUUCCUUCCUACGACGACCUGGUGGACGGUGUGCAGAUAGAGGUCGAAGGAUCAGCGGUCACUCAGAUGACAGCCACUUCCGCUAACCCUGCCUCCUCUGCUGCUGCGCCUAACCACCGCACUAGGCGAACAGGCCUCAAUCUCCUUCCCCUUAAAAUUCAGAGGAUUAAAUCAGAGAAGAUCCAUAUGAAGAAUACGGAUAACUCUCAGCCGCCGGGAGGGAUGAGUAUUGAGCCGCUUACUCCACCACCAAUGUAUGAGGACAAAGUGCCCCAGCUCUGAGACCUGGUGCCCUCUAGGUAUCAAAGCAGGGUACUGCAUCCUCUGUGGCCCGCUAUGGGUGGACAUCUGCUACAAUAGAUGUAAUCAGAUGGCCCCUUGUCAUGCAUCUGUGGCUAAAUGAUCUCGAUGGCACUUGUCAUGCUUACCUGGCUUUUUUUAGACCUGACACUCAAGGGGAGUGAGCAGAGAGCACAGUUCCAAACGUGGGGACUUUGGGUCAACACUGUUGCUGGACAGAGAGCACACUUCUGUUUUUAGACAGACAUUGAAUCUUACAGGGUCAUUGAAGCUCGGGUUCAAAGGAUCAAUAUGAUUGGGAAAAAUACUCGCUCAAUGUCUUAGAUGCCUUUUGAUUACUUUUACAAUGAGCCCUGUUCCAAAUCUCAUUUGUAUAUGCAGCGGACCAUAUUUUUUUAUACUCCUACUGAUUUAAUUUCAAGUUCCAUCUUCAUCCUCUCAGUCAAGUCAGCCAUCAAUGGUGAGCUAAAUGUAUUAUUAUUCAUGUUCAAGUUUUUGUAUUCUGUACAGCUACUUAGACAGCUGCUCCUUGGAAUUUUGAAGUAUUAUUUGGCGACUGAAUUAAUGGCUUUGCACAGACAGUGUUUGUGCGUUGCGGCCUGUGUUGCUUAUCAAUACAGGAUAAUUGAGAAAGAGACUGAGGCUCAUUGAUAGUUGGAAGCCUUUGCCCUGUAGCCACGGCGAAAUGGGUUUGGGCUCUGAAGGCAGUAGUGUAGUCCAGCUUUUUUAAUUAGCUGUUUUAUGCUCAAUGGAGGACACAAGUGACUCUUUCCCUGAGCAGCUGGGAUAAUGGCACCCAUUGCUCACUCACGCAUCACUCUUGAACUAUACAGCAAUACCAGCUCCUUGACUGGCAGCACUGUUUUCAUUAGGAUUAUUCAGAGGAUUAAGUUGUUGCGGUGUCCAAGGUUUGACCCCAUUUUGUUUAGUGGAGCAAGAAGACGUCAGUGCCUUUUAUCUCUCUAGUCUAUUUGUUUCAUGCUUACCAGACUAUGGAAGUUAGCAAAUCAAUGCAGUAAUCGGAUAUCCAGAAUGUUAUUUUAUCAUAUGGAUGCUAUUUUCUUGAUUUGAUGUCAUGUUGAUGACCCUGUUCAGCAACUACUCAACUACAUUUACUGAAGGUGGGAACUCAAACAAUACUUCUUGGCAUAAGUAAACAGUUGCUAAACUAGCAUAUGCAUACCGAUGCACACAGAAUAAGCGUUUUUUUUUUAAGAGGAAACUUUUAAAUGCUGAAUUACUAGUUUCUAAAUGUAAAAUAGCACCUCAUGUAUAUUUAGAUUUUUAUAGGCUCUGAAUACAGUCUGUUCUUUCAAUAUUGUUGAUACUCUGUAGUUGUCACGCCUAUGCAAUGCUUUCUGUACCUCUGUGUAUGUGAGACCAUUUUUUACUGUGAGGAAUCAGUGGCUUAUUACUUCCAUUUUCUGUACUCUAAGGGACACUACACUCUAAAAGGAACGUUUGUCAGGCUAACACUUUUCAAACCUCAAAAGUGGUCUUCUGUUGAAAGAAGUCUACGUCCCCACACUAUGGGUUUCAUAGAUCCAAGGAUAUGUCACAACCUCAAGUGAAUGGAAAAGAUGAGCACCCAAAAUGCUUAUGUUUUUGAAUGGAAAUGGUGCUAAACUUUCCCAUUCCUAAACGGAUCAGAACCAAGACGAGCACCAAUGGAGCUUAAUUAAUAAACAGAUUUAUGAAUGAACAAUUAUGGGUUGUGAUCUGGACUUUUCCAUUCAUUUGGGGACGAUAUCUGUAUCUACACAAUCAAUGGUGUUGGACAUGGAUCCAUCUUCACAUUAGGCUUGUUUUGAGGUAUAAAAACACCCGACAACUUUGUGGAACAUAAACAUGGUCAGACUGUUCUCAUUAGUUCAAUGGACUUUUCUCUCAACCAGGUGUGUGUGUGACUUUUAUUACGAUAAUUUCAAAGACCAUUAUUUGUACUGGAAACUACAUGAUUGGCUUAUAUAAUUAAUACCCUUUUGUAUGUAUCUGAAAGUAUGUUUUUGUAAGAGAGGAAUUCUGUCUAGUGUUUUUGUUGACUUCAAGAUGAUGCAUUCUUGUUGUGGACACUAAAGGAGCGGAGUCUGAAAAUUGUGAGAAAUAAAAGGAAAUGUUUGUAUUCUGA